GGUGGUGUUCUGACCUCGGCUCCACUGUGGCAGCCCGACUUGAGAUGCCAAGUAUCUUGGGCCUGAGGGUGGGUAACAAGAAGCAUCUCUCUCCUCAUCCCCUUCCUCCUACUAAGAUACCCCAUGUCUCCUACCUUCCUCUGAGCUGCCAACAGAUGCGUUAAUUCCCUUCCAUAAUCCUCUCAGGACCUAGAGGGUUUCAGAUCGGUGCUGGGAGGGGCCCAGAUAGUUCUCCCCACCACUUCUUCCACCUUUGGAAUGCCCAUCACCUGGGGAAGGGAGGUGCCGCACAUCCCCCAGACCAACGCUGCAUCCCUUUCUAUCCAGACUGAGGCCUAGAGAGAGGCAGGCGUUCCUCAGAGUCACAGGGAAUGGCGGCGCCUGGACUGGGACUCAGUCCAGCUGCUUGGCCUGACCCUCUCAGAGCAUAGCUUCCCGGCACCUGGGAGGCCGCACCUAGAAGCUGCCCAGUGCCCUGGCGUCUCCAUGGCCUGCCUGAGCCCCUCACAGCUCCAGAAGUUCCAACAGGAUGGAUUCCUGGUGCUGGAAGGAUUCUUGUCUGCAGAAGAGUGUGUGGCCAUGCAACAGAGGAUUGGCGAGAUAGUGGCUGAAAUGGAUGUUCCUCUCCACUGCCGCACAGAAUUCUCCACCCAGGAAGAGGAGCAGCUUCGAGCCCAGGGCAGCACAGACUAUUUCUUGAGCAGUGGUGACAAGAUUCGAUUCUUCUUUGAGAAAGGCGUUUUUGACGAGAAAGGAAAUUUCCUGGUCCCUCCGGAGAAAUCCGUCAACAAAAUUGGCCACGCUCUGCACGCCCACGACCCUGUCUUUAAGAGCAUCACGCACUCCCCCAAGGUGCAGACCUUGGCCAGAAGUCUGGGCCUCCAGAUGCCCGUGGUGGUGCAGAGCAUGUACAUCUUUAAGCAACCUCACUUUGGCGGUGAAGGUGAUCCACCUGCCUCAGCCUCCCAAAGUGCUAGGAUUACAGGGAUGAACCACCACGCCCAGCCCUGGAAUCUGUUUCUAACAAGUUUCCUGGAGGAGGACUCCAGGAAAAUUGCUGAUCUAGUUCCACACCCUACCCCAUGCAGUCACCCUUUACAGCCUCCCUGGUCUGUCUUAAAGUUUGGUGUUCAGAAAACACGCAGUUGCCCGGGAAGGAAGGAGUCUCCCCUCAUCAGGACGCCUCCUUCCUGUACACGGAGCCCCUGGGCCGGGUGCUGGGCAUAUGGAUUGCAGUGGAGGACGCCACGCUGGAGAACGGCUGUCUCUGGUUCAUCCCUGGCUCCCACACCAGUGGCGUGUCAAGAAGGAUGGUCCGGGGCCCUGUUGGCUCAGUGCCUGGCACCAGCUUCCUCGGGUCAGAGCCAGCCCGGGAUAACAGCCUCUUUGUGCCCACCCCAGUGCAGAGAGGGACCCUGGUCCUCAUCCAUGGAGAAGUGGUGCAUAAGAGCAAGCAGAACCUCUCUGACCACUCGCGCCAGGCCUACACUUUCCACCUCAUGGAGGCCUCUGGUACCACCUGGAGCCCAGAGAACUGGCUCCAGCCAACAGCUGAACUGCCCUUUCCCCCACUGUACACCUAAAGGCUUUCAACAGGCAGGAGCCCUGACCCCUCCCGGGUGAAGCUGUGGGCUGCAAACACCAGCAUCUUGCUCAGCCUCUUGGUUGCAACAGGGAGGUCUUGUCUCCCCUCCUGGGCUUUCCUCCUGCCCUGUGGGCAGCAGCCUGGGCUGGGUAAGGAGCUUCCCUAAGAUCUUCAUCUCUCUGCCUCCCUACUGCCCCACCAUAGCCUUGAGGAGGCUUCUCAGCCACCAAAGGGUUCUGGCCCCUUCUCACUCUCCUCUCCUCUCAGAUGGAACUUUGGUUAUUAUGGUGUUAGUUAUCGAAUAAAAAUGACUUCAGAACGCAGCU
Messenger RNA from Rhinopithecus roxellana (golden snub-nosed monkey), 1911 nucleotides. RefSeq names its product phytanoyl-CoA dioxygenase domain containing 1 (gene PHYHD1). Lineage: Eukaryota; Metazoa; Chordata; Mammalia; Primates; Cercopithecidae. Bases 487 to 1623 code for a protein of 378 amino acids. The transcript is spliced from 14 exons. The record is from RefSeq and is a predicted model, not a curated record.